Molecule: messenger RNA, 2171 nt
Organism: Hibiscus syriacus
Lineage: Eukaryota; Viridiplantae; Streptophyta; Magnoliopsida; Malvales; Malvaceae
Product: pollen receptor-like kinase 4
Exons: 3
Coding region: 69-2105 (678 amino acids)
Biological process (GO): protein phosphorylation
Molecular function (GO): protein binding; protein kinase activity; ATP binding
Source: RefSeq, a predicted model, not a curated record
AACCCGUUUCCAAUAUCGACGCCUGUGUUUACUGCUUAGAUACCAAAGCUCCCACGUUGUAGCAAGCAAUGGUAAUGGGCACGCACAUAGCUAGGCUUGUGCGCAUGCCAAAUCCAUCGUUAUUCCUUGCACUUACUGUUUUUUUAUCAUCAUCGUUAAUGGUGGUCCUCUCGGCCGGUGACCCGGAGGAGAUUGAGCCCCUCUUGACGUUUCGGGACUCGUUUACGGACCCAUCGGGUCUUUCCAAUUGGAAUGCUUCGAUUAGUCCAUGUACAGGAAAGGCAGCAAAUUGGGUUGGCGUUCUUUGCAGCGAGAACGGUAAAGUUCUGGGUUUGCAACUUGAGAACAUGGGUCUAUCAGGGGUGGUGAAUAUUGAAAGUCUUGACCCAUUGGAGGACUUGCGCACUAUAAGUCUUAUGAACAAUAACUUUGAAGGCAAAAUGCCUGAGAUGAAGCAGCUAAGGAGAUUGCAGGCUUUGUUCUUAUCGAAUAAUCAUUUUUCUGGGGAGAUUCCUGAUGAUAUAUUUGAUGGGAUGAAAUCGUUGAGGAAAGUGUUUUUGGCAAAUAAUCUUUUUAGUGGUAAAAUUCCUUUAUCGCUAACUAAAUUGCCUAAGCUAGCAAUUCUGAAAUUGGAGGGGAACGAAUUUAGUGGCCCGGUGCCUGAAUUUACCGGGAACGAAUUGAAGAUGGUGAACUUGGCUAACAACCAAUUUGAGGGUCCUAUUCCUAAAAGCUUAAGCAAAAUGGCUGCCCAUUUUUUCUCAGGGAACAAAAAUCUAUGCGGACCACCUCUCAAAGAAUGCGGUAAUCUCAGCCCUCCGCUGCCCGGCUCUCCGCCUAGCUCCCCGCCUACCCCUCUGCCACCCAUAAUUAAAAAGUCAUCAACUGGUCUAAAGAUUGCUCUUAUUGUGGUAUCUGUAGCUUUAGUACUGGUUAUUUUAUUACUCAUCCUCUUUCUCCUACGGCGGAGAGGACAAUAUAAAACAUCGGAGGAGGAAGCAUUCGUUGUCGAGUCAUAUAGGCCGCCGCCAUCACCUUCGGUCGAAAAGGAAAAGAAAGCUCCACAGCCAACUCUAGCUCCCAAUGUGAAAAGGACUGAAUUGAUAUUCUUGAAAGAUGAUGUCCAAAGGUUCGACUUGCAAGAUCUAUUGAAAGCCUCGGCUGAGAUUCUGGGUAGUGGGAAUUUCGGAGCUUCGUACAAGGCCAUGAUAGGGCAAGGUGAAGUGGUGGUGGUGAAGAACUAUAAGCAAAUGAAUAACGUGGGGAAGGAAGAAUUUAACGAGCAUAUGAGACGAUUAGGAAGGUUGAACCAUCAGAACUUGCACCCUUUAUUGGCUUAUUACUAUAGGAAAGAGGAAAAACUAUUGGUUACCAGCUUCAUGGUUGAUGGUAGCGUGGCUAGUCAUCUUCAUGCCAACCGUUCCUGUGAUAAUCCGGGUCUUGAUUGGCCGACUCGGUUGAAUAUCAUAAAAGGAGUUACCAAGGGUUUGAAUUAUCUCUACAACCAGCUGCCUACCAUAGUUGUUCCGCAUGGGCAUUUGAAAUCUUCCAACGUGCUUUUGGACAAGAACUUUGAGCCUCUCUUGUGUGACUAUGCUUUAAGAUCAUUGAUAAACCAGGAUCAGGCUCACAAGUUGAUGACAGCGUACAAAUCACCGGAGUACGACAAGACUGGUCGCAUAAGCAGGAAAACCGACGUGUGGUGCCUAGGCAUACUCAUCCUCGAGAUCUUAACCGGUAGGUUUCCAGAGAACUACCUAACAGCCAGUUACGAUAGUAACAUGAAUUUAGCCACAUGGGUGAAUAAGAUGGUUAAGGACAAGAAGAUCAGUGACGUGUUCGACAAGGAAAUGAAAGGAGCGAAGAACUGUAAAGACGAAAUGAUAAACGUGUUGAAUAUCGGGUUAAGUUGUUGCAAUGAGGAUUCGGAGGCAAGACCCGAGUUGAAGGAAGUGUUGAAAGAGAUUGAAGGGUUGAAAGCCGGAGACGACCACGACUACGACGACGAAGACUCGUCUUCAACCAUAGGUGAAGUGAACGUGAUUAUAUCCCGGAAACAUAAACAUAGUAAAGUGAAGGGUGAUUCUUCGUCCUUUAAUCGUUGAGCUUUACAGAUUCAAGGGGGUGAAAAAGAUGCGAAUGUAAGGAAACCAAAUGUCCCGGCUAUGUCU